AAAACUCGUACCGCAAACAAAGCAUAGCAAAAAUCACACUGCGCCAUUUGCAGCACCCGCUAGAAGGGGUGAACAAGGAAAAAGUGUUGGCCGCACGUCCGUCCCAAGGAUUUUCCCCAAGGAGCAUACACCGUUAGGAAAGGACGCACGCAAACGCCUCGACCAACCAUGUACUUCAUCGAUCGGAUCAUCGAAAUCGUAACCGUACCGGUGUCCCCGAAGUACCUCCGCGUUUCGGCCAUCCUUAUCGCAAUCUACAAGGUGCUCGUGGCGCACGUGCUACUGUUUGUGAUGCUGCUCGGGUUGGCUCAUGCCGAGGAGAUGAGCACCAUCCUGCAGAUGAGCAUCGCCGACCAGAAGGACAGCGAGUACAUCUGGACCACGAGCGAGCAGGAGGAAUCGAUCAACGAGUGGCGCUUCAAGUCCGCCGAAAAACUAGCUUCCGUGACUCUGUGUAUGCUCUACAUCGGCACGACACUGGCCACCAUCUACGUGCUGAGCUGCCUCGGGCUGCUGAUCGGUACGCUGCGCAACCGCCACGAGUUCUUCAUCCCCUGGAUGGUGGUCGACUUCUUCGGGACGCUCGUGUCCGCCUCCAUCAUGCUGGCGGUGGCCUACAACAAGUCGACGUACUGUUUCGUCUCCAAGUGGCAAUACUGGGCAUUCUGUGCCGUAACGACCGCGUUCAACGUAAUCAUCUGGCUGGUCAUCCGGACGUUCUACAAGAACCUGGUGCACAUGACGAAGCUGCGCGAGGUGGCCAUCGUUGCGAUUCCGUGCCCGGCCAACACGCCGGGCGCUACCGUGCGCUGCAAGUCCUCCAACGGGCUGGCCGGACCGUCGCCACCGCCGCCCUACCACAACCGCAAGGAAAACAUGCACCUGAGCGAUGGCGGACUGAAGCACGUUCUCUUCGAUGCCAACGAGGCCAACUAUUUGGUUUAAGCAAAAACAAAAAACCCGAACAAACAAGCAAAGCUUAAACGAAACCAAAACUGAAACGAUAAUUACUGGUGCGCUGGAACACUUGUACGGUUCCCCAUUUUUUGCCCAACUUAUCCAAGCGAUGAGCGAAUAAGAGCUUUCAACAAACCAUGUUGUAACCGGAGGCGGAAAAGAAUUCCACAGGCAGGGCCUGCGCCAGCAACAGUCAGCUUCUAUUGGGCACGUAGUGACAGUUUGUUCCUCCGCCUGCAGCAAGGGACACUUCCCGAUCUCCUAACCCAUCUCCCAGAACCGUUCCCUAAUCGUAAUAUGCUUGUGUAGAUUUAAUCGUAUUUUUGCUAAAGAACAACAGAGUGGAAAUGAAAUUUGCAUGGUCUAGCGACCGGCGCUUUUUGUUCGCGGAAAAUAAGACCCCCUAGGUGGGGAGAAGGAGUGGGGAGGGAUUAAUAUUGUUGAUUGGAAAAUAAAUAGUAUAAACAUAA
Molecule: messenger RNA, 1427 nt
Organism: Anopheles coustani
Lineage: Eukaryota; Metazoa; Arthropoda; Insecta; Diptera; Culicidae
Exons: 5
Coding region: 169-945 (258 amino acids)
Source: RefSeq, a predicted model, not a curated record